AUGAGGGCAACAGCCCCUCCAUAUCUCACAGGUGAACAGCCUCCUCCUCAUCUCACAGGUGAACAACAUCUUCCAUUUCUCACAGGUGAACAGCCUUCUCCAUAUCUCACAGGUGAACAGCCUCCUCCACAUCUCACAGGUGAACAGCCUCCUCCUCAUCUCACAGGUGAACAGCCUUCUCCUCAUCUCACAGGUGAACAGCCUCAUCUCACAGAUGAACAACAUCUUCCAUUUCUCACAGGUGAACAGCCUUCUCCACAUCUCACAGGUGAACUGCCUCCUCCUCAUCUCACAGGUGAACAGCCUCCUCCUCAUCUCCCAGGCGAACAGCCUCCUCCUCAUCUCACAGGUGAACAGCCUCCUCCUCAUCUCCCAGGCGAACAGCCUCCUCCUCAUCUCACAGGUGAACAGCCUCCUCCUCAUCUCCCAGGCGAACAGCCUCCUCCUCAUCUCACAGGUGAACAGCCUCCUCCUCAUCUCCCAGGCGAACAGCCUCCUCCUCAUCUCACAGGUGAACAGCCUCCUCCUCAUCUCCCAGGCGAACAGCCUCCUCCUCAUCUCACAGGUGAACAGCCUCCUCCUCAUCUCCCAGGCGAACAGCCUCCUCCUCAUCUCACAGGUGAACAGCCUCCUCCUCAUCUCCCAGGCGAACAGCCUCCUCCUCAUCUCACAGGUGAACAGCCUCCUCCUCAUCUCCCAGGCGAACAGCCUCCUCCUCAUCUCACAGGUGAACAGCCUCCUCCUCAUCUCCCAGGCGAACAGCCUCCUCCUCAUCUCACAGGUGAACAGCCUCCUCCUCAUCUCCCAGGCGAACAGCCUCCUCCUCAUCUCACAGGUGAACAGCCUCCUCCUCAUCUCCCAGGCGAACAGCCUCCUCCUCAUCUCACAGGUGAACAGCCUCCUCCUCAUCUCCCAGGCGAACAGCCUCCUCCUCAUCUCACAGGUGAACAGCCUCCUCCUCAUCUCCCAGGCGAACAGCCUCCUCCUCAUCUCACAGGUGAACAGCCUCCUCCUCAUCUCACAGCUGAGCCCCCUCCUCCACAUCUCACAGGUUAA
Messenger RNA from Nannospalax galili (Upper Galilee mountains blind mole rat), 1056 nucleotides. RefSeq names its product early nodulin-75-like. The record is from RefSeq and is a predicted model, not a curated record. Lineage: Eukaryota; Metazoa; Chordata; Mammalia; Rodentia; Spalacidae. The coding region runs from base 1 to 1056 and encodes 351 amino acids. The transcript has a single exon.